Rhizoctonia solani is the source of this 306-nucleotide messenger RNA. RefSeq lists its product as uncharacterized. Gene Ontology annotation, biological process: mitochondrial respiratory chain complex III assembly. Bases 1 to 306 code for a protein of 101 amino acids. The record is from RefSeq and is a predicted model, not a curated record. The transcript is spliced from 3 exons. Gene Ontology annotation, cellular component: mitochondrion; Cbp3p-Cbp6 complex. Gene Ontology annotation, molecular function: ribosome binding. Lineage: Eukaryota; Fungi; Basidiomycota; Agaricomycetes; Cantharellales; Ceratobasidiaceae.
AUGUCGCAUCUCGGCCAAUCUUUAACCAAGGUCAUUAGACGAUGGCCCCAGGACCCAUUGCAAUCGCCUACUCAGCUCAAGUCUGUGCUCGAGGUUCUCGCUAAUUCACCCGGGCUUACCCCACGAGCUGUAGGCGCAGCUCAGGCAUUGUGCGAGGACGCUGCCAAGAAACAGUAUCCUCUUUCCGAGAAAAUGCUCCGUCCCCGUUCGUCUGUUCAACACUACGAGAGACUCGUCCAAAACGUGCACAAAUCCGCUAAAGGCAUCGAGCGUAGUUGGUGGCAGCGAUUCUUUAAUACAGGAUAA